AUGAUGGAGUGGUUCGCUAUUGGAUGGGAGGGAACUAGGGAAUAUAUCAAAAUCAGAUUUUUCUCAAUUGUCGACGGGAGGGUUUAUAUUGUAGAUUUCAGAAAGUAUCCGGUAGUUGCGAGGAUGGGUUCUGACGAUGAAUGUUGUUCCCGUCGUGCAAAAGUAUUGUUGCCAGCGACAGGUGUGUUGACAAAACAGGGCAUUCUAUUCUAUCAUUUGAGACGGUAUGCAUUAAAAUCUAUUCAUUUGCAACGGAUCAAGCAGUGUGGGAUCGAGUUAAAAACUGGUCAGUUUUCAAGUGAAGAAAAUAAGCGGCUUAAAAGGAACUGGAAGAGAUACGCAGCAGCAAAUGAUGUCGACUACAGUCGAGCUUAUGAAUUUGCGGGUGGUUGUAGCAAAGAAAUGAGUCGAGAUGAACGGAUUAAUUUAUUAAUAUUUCAGAACAAAACAAAUUUUGUUCCAGCAAUGUGUGAAGGAUUCAGUGAUCGAACAGGGCGACAGGUCAUCAGUAGAAUGUUAAUUGUGUAUCAUCCGGGUGAAAAAAACAGGCCGGAAUGGAAUGACGAACUAGAGAAACAGUUUGAAAAGUUGUAUGCUGAGGGUUGCACAUCUCGGGCUAUAAGUAUUCACUUGGAACGACCGAAGGCCGAAGUAGAUUAUCGAAUUAAUAUAUUGAGAAGGAGAACAGAAAAACCGUAUGAUUUUGACGACUGUGACAUUGAAUUGGCUGAUAGUACGCGACAAGUUCUUUAUGGUUUUGUGAUCAAAUGGUUGCGUCCUCAAAACUGUCCCUUGGAAUUAGAAGAAAUGUUGCCAGAAAAAGAAAAGUGGAAUGUGGCCGACUUUGCACUGCUUCAAGAUCAGGAAAAGGCUAUGUCGUAUUUGCCUUGGCUCUCACUUACUUGGAAGAUGUUACGUUCUGUUCCUGUAAUAAAGAAUUUUUGGUCGAAAGAGGUCGAAAGAUUACGUGCAGCUUGCGAAAGAUUUGAUGGAGAUACAGAAAAAGCCGCAGAUUUUUGCAUGCCAAAACUUCCUCUUAUAAGUAUUGGCGAGUACAGGCGUGCUCUAAAUUUGUUUCUGGAACAAAAACCAAUGUUUCUUUAUCAUCUUGAUGUUCAACAAUUACAGAAGAGAAUCAAAGAGGAAAAUUUGAUUGGUUAUUGUACGGAUGGUCUAAUGGAAGCUGAAUUUCUGAAAAGAAUGUUCUGCAUUCAUGUUUCAAAUUUUAGAAAAUCCAUAGGGGCAGUGAAUCUCAGAAAUAUCACUUGUAUUGACUGGAUUACCGUUCUCAUCGAAUAUCUGAAACAUCUGGAUCAAAGCAACAGAAAAUGGCACUAUAGCAUGAAGCAUAUAAGAGAACUUGUUUCAAAAAAACUGGAGAAGUGUAAAAACGUUUUAUCUGACAGUAGUUGUGCUACUGUGAACGGCGAUAAGAAUGAUUCACUUUCUUAUUCAACAACAUCUAAUAGAGCUUCUAAAGAUGAACAAGAGGAUUACAUACCAUAUAUUAAUGGUCUAGAAGUGAAUAACAUAAACAGUCAAAAAUCUGCGAGAGAUGGAGAACCGACUUCUGUCAAUGUUUGUGUCGAAUACUUUACCGAAAAAUUAAAAAAUCUUAUUGAAUCUCGGAUUCUGUUGUUUGAUGAACGGCGGCAGCAUAAAUUUACAAAGAAAUUAAGGAAGAUAAUGAAAAAAGAUGAGAAACUAGAAUUAUUGCAAGGAUUGGUUGAGAAAAUGAUUUUCAAUCUGGAAAAUGAACAAGAAAUGAAAUUAACUAAGAAGUAUCAAAAAAUUAUGAGGAGAUUUCAGAAGAUGCAACAAAGGCAAGAUUGUGAAAGCGACAUUCAUUGUGAACUUGCAGAAACGUCUGGCAAAAAUCAUGGUGAAGGAGAUGAGACGGAAAAUUGCACUGAUUAUUCUAGAAUUGUUGAAGACACAAAGCAGUUGGAUUCUGAUAUUGAUUUUGGUGUUUUCGGUUCAUUGGAGUUGCAGCUCAAAAAGCAAGCGGUACAGGUAGUAAAGGAAGAUCAAAAAAAAAGGAAGAUCAAUGGAGAAGAAGGAAUAAGAGCUGUUCGAAGAAAGUCUAUCUCAUCAGAGCUAAAUAAACUAGCAAAACCAGUUAUAAAAACAAAAGAUCAAAAGGUGGAUAUUUAUCCACCACUAAAAAGGAAGAAUAGGGCUGUUAAGCAUGAAGGGAAAGGAAAUUAUGAUGCCAUGGCCAUUUGGUGUUAA
Molecule: messenger RNA, 2232 nt
Organism: Cercopithifilaria johnstoni
Lineage: Eukaryota; Metazoa; Nematoda; Chromadorea; Rhabditida; Onchocercidae
Source: the annotation of a GenBank genome assembly